Molecule: messenger RNA, 2249 nt
Organism: Lipotes vexillifer (Yangtze River dolphin)
Lineage: Eukaryota; Metazoa; Chordata; Mammalia; Artiodactyla; Lipotidae
Gene: ZNF346
Product: zinc finger protein 346
Exons: 7
Coding region: 35-919 (294 amino acids)
Molecular function (GO): zinc ion binding; double-stranded RNA binding
Source: RefSeq, a predicted model, not a curated record
GAGCGGCUAUAGCCGGUUAGGGUUUGUGGGGAAGAUGGAGUAUUCCGCGUUGGGCACCGCGGAGGCCGCGGACAGCGGUGCGGCUCGGCCGUACAACAACUCGGAGGAGCGGGAGGGCCGGGAACCCGACGGGCUGCGCUUCGACCGCGAGAGGGCGCGCCGCCUCUGGGAAGCAGUGUCCGGGGCCCAACCAGUGGGGAGGGAGGAAGUGGAACACAUGAUCCAGAAGAACCAGUGUCUCUUCACCAGCACCCAGUGUAAGGUUUGCUGCGCCUUGCUAAUUUCUGAGUCCCAGAAGCUGGCACACUACCAGAGCAAAAAACAUGCCAACAAAGUGAAGAGAUACCUAGCAAUCCAUGGAAUGGAGACAUUAAAGGGGGAUACGAAGAAGCUAGACUCAGAUCAGAAGAGCAGCAGAAGCAAAGACAAGAACCAGUGCUGCCCCAUCUGUAACAUGACCUUUUCCUCCCCUGUCGUGGCCCAGUCGCACUACCUGGGGAAGACCCACGCAAAGAACUUAAAGCUGAAGCAGCAAUCCACUAAGGUGGAAGCCUUGCACCAGAACAGAGAGAUGAUAGACCCAGACAAGUUCUGCAGCCUCUGCCACGCGACUUUCAAUGACCCUGUCAUGGCUCAGCAACAUUAUAUGGGCAAGAAACACAGGAAACAGGAGACCAAGCUCAAACUUAUGGCACACUACGGGCGGCUGGCCGACCCUGCUGUCACUGACUCAUCAGCUGGGAAGGGCUACGCCUGCAAGACAUGUAAGAUAGUGCUGAACUCCAUAGAACAGUACCAAGCUCAUGUCAGCGGCUUCAAACACAAGAACCAGUCACCAAAAACAAUGGCAUCACCUCUGGGCCAGAUUCCCAUGCAAAGGCAACCCAUUCAUAAAGACUCAACCACCUUGGAAAACUAGAGGUGUUUCUGUCCAGCACCCCAGGUUGAACCAGCCAUGAGCCAACUUUCUGAAGGAGCCCUUGGCUCCUUCUUCCUCCUUUCUUACACCCGGAGAAUACACAGGCCUGAGGCAGGAGUGGACCACAGAGAGCGUCUGAUUGGUCCAGGCAAAUCCACCCCUGCUCCUCCCCGUUUUGGAAUGGGCCCUGUAGGUCAGGAUGAGGGAAGCAGAGAUCUUGACAGGACUUGGGGUCUCCCAGAGUGGUAGUUUGGAGGAUGGCCUUUCCCCUUCCCCAGCUCCUCUGGGCUAUAUGUCAUGAGGCCCCAGGCCUGUCUUUCCUUUGCAGGUCAGUUUUGGACCAGUCCCUGCAGCUGAAGAUAUCUCCAGUGAAACCUGGAGCUUUCACGCCAGACAUUGGCCUAGGCAGGAAAGGGCAGAUGGAAGUGGCUGCCGCAUGGAAACUUGCAGUUAAUACGACACUCCCUCUCCCCCAAAAGAGUGCAAGCCUUCCUGAGCCUGGGAUCAGAUGCUGGCCAGUUGUACAGAUUUCUGCCGACUGUGAAGUCUCCUCCUAGAGCAAUGACACAGUCCUGGCAGAGCAUUGCUAUUCCUCUUACCCCCCAUUCUCCACAGUUCCUGAAUGGUGCUAAGAAUCUGCAGCAAGUGAGGACAAGCUAGAGCCGAAGGAGGCCUCAGUACCCAGUGGGAUGGGUACUGGAAACCUCCAAUAGAGGCCUUUCCCCUCCUCCAUCAGAGGUGCUCUGACACAGGGUCAUGUGGGAAGGUCCCCACAUGCAAAUUUCCUUGAUGGUUCUGUACCCUUAAAAGGAAACUGCCUUGUGCCAGCCAGCUCAGAGGUUAAUUGCUGCCCUUCAGCCCUGCUAGCCCUCUCCUUCCCCUUGUGCAGCAGACCAUCUGCCCAGGUUGCUGUGGUGCUAGUCCUCCCCCAUCAUCCCCCAGGAGAUUCUGGGGACUGAGGAGCAGGAUGGGCCCCUAAGGGAAGAAAAGAGCUGGUGUAAGUUUCUGCAGUGAGGAAACAGACGUUUCCCUGACCCCACACCUAGAUUUCUCUAACACUGCUGUGUUUUAUGGCCUGGGACUUCACUGGGAGUGGACUUUACCUUGUAGCUUUCAAACAGGAAUUCCAGGGAGAGUUAACCAUCUGAGGUCCCUAUUCACUGGGUCAAAGAAGCCUGCAGCUGCUCUCAUGAUGUCCUCCCCACACUUCCUGUCCCUUCACCUGUAAAUGCCUUUAUGUAUCGUGUGUGUGGGGUCUGCGGGGGGGUGCUUAUGCUCUAUCUCUUGGUCACUGAAGCAUCUAAAUAAACAAUUUCGCCAAUGAGCCAGA